AUGGAGGUCGCCGCACUGGGGGCCCUCACGCUGCUGCUGGGAGCACUGGUGCUGCUGGUGCUACUGGCGGUGACCAAGAGGAAGGAGGAAUCGGAGCACCCGGAGGACACGACCGUGGAGGAGAGCAGCACAGUGAAGCCGUCUGCAGUGAAGAAGCAGAAACCAGACAAACAGCAGCGACGGAGCAAAGACAAGAUCAUCCAGCACAGCUUCAGCCACCCCCUGCUCGCCGCCACGCUCAAGGCUCACAGUGGUCCCAUCACUUGCCUGGACUUCAGCAGUAAUGGGAAGUACCUGGCUUCCUGUGCAGACGACCGCACCGUUCGCAUCUGGUCGACCAAGGACCUGACAGAGCGCGAGCACAAGUGUGUGAGGGCCAACGUGGAGCUGGACCACGCCACACUGGUGCGCUUCAGCCCAGACUCGAAAGCCUUCAUCACGUGGCUGGCAAACGGAGACACAAUCCGCAUUUUCAAAAUGUCCAAGAAGGAGGACGGCUCUCUGAACUUCAAGGCUGCGGCCGAGGACUUUCCCCAAAGACACAAAGGAAGCAUCAUCAACAUCGGCAUCGCAGAGACCGGUAAAUUCAUCAUGAGCGCCUCGGCCGAUACCACCAUCCUCAUCUGGGACCUGAAGGGGGACGUCCUGGCCUCGCUCAACACCAACCAGGUCACCAACGCCUACGCUGCCGUGUCUCCCUGCGGCAGGUUCGUGGCCUCCUGUGGCUUCACUCCUGACGUGAAGGUGUGGGAGGUGUGCUUUGGGAAGGGGGGAGAGUUCCGGGAGGUGAUCCGAGCCUUCGACUUGAAGGGCCACUCCGCAGGGGUCCACGCCUUUGCCUUCUCCAACGACUCCCACAGGAUGGCGACUGUGUCCAAAGACGGGACGUGGAAGCUGUGGAACACGGACGUGGAGUACCGGCGGCAGCAGGACCCGUACCUCCUGAAGACCGUGUCGUGCCGCUCCUCUGAGGGCACGCGCGCCGCCCUGAGCCCUGACGGCCGCGUGUUGGCGCUGAGCGAGGCGUGUAACGUGUAUCUGUAUAACUGUGAGAGCGGCGAGCUGGAGGAGACCUUCCAGGGGGUCCACAGCUGCCCCCUCACAGACCUGCGCUUCGACACUAGCGGCCUGUUCCUCGCCUGCAGCGGGGACCGCGCCGUCAGGGUCCUGCACAACGCCCCCGGGCGCCGCGCCAACAUCAACCAUCUGAGGGCGCUGCUCAAGACUGCUCAGAGCGAAGCCAUGAAGGACAGACUCACACAACAGCUGCAGGAGGCCACCAGGGCCCUGGACUCUGUGAUGUCACAGGGACCGACCCAGGACUGA
Molecule: messenger RNA, 1326 nt
Organism: Knipowitschia caucasica
Lineage: Eukaryota; Metazoa; Chordata; Actinopteri; Gobiiformes; Gobiidae
Source: the annotation of a GenBank genome assembly